This is a messenger RNA of Rhizoctonia solani, 858 nucleotides long. RefSeq names its product tRNA (guanine-N(7))-methyltransferase. Lineage: Eukaryota; Fungi; Basidiomycota; Agaricomycetes; Cantharellales; Ceratobasidiaceae. Gene Ontology annotation, molecular function: tRNA (guanine(46)-N7)-methyltransferase activity. Gene Ontology annotation, biological process: RNA (guanine-N7)-methylation; tRNA methylation. The transcript has 6 exons. The record is from RefSeq and is a predicted model, not a curated record. Bases 1 to 858 code for a protein of 285 amino acids. Gene Ontology annotation, cellular component: tRNA methyltransferase complex.
AUGGCCAGGAAACGCAAGGCUGGAGAAAUCGAGGCUUCACAGGCACCCGUAGCCUCGACGUCUUUAUUGCCUCAGAAACGACAUUACAGACAACGGGCCCAUGCAAAUCCAUUUUCGGACCAUUACUUAGUAUAUCCUGCGUCCCCGGAGGAAAUGGACUGGUCUCCUCAUUACCCGAACCGUCCAAAUCACCGUGUGGAAUUCGCAGAUAUAGGAUGUGGAUUUGGAGGAUUGCUCAUAGCGCUCGCCCCAAUGUAUCCGGAGACUCUUAUGCUUGGUUCGUCUCCAUAUUCCAUAUUUGCUCUCACUCUCAUUGGUGACUCCCACUAUGUAACAGACCGUAUUGCAGCACUACGCCAACAAUCUAUCGAGGCUCAAGUCCGAUUCGAUGCCCAGGAGAACAAGUCCGAGGCCAAUAAACCUGCUGAAUUGGCCGAUGGGGGGUAUCAGAACGUUAGCGUCGUCCGAGCGAAUGCCAUGAAAUUCUUGCCAAACUUUUUCGUCAAGGAUCAGCUCAGUAAAAUUUUCUUCCUAUUCCCAGACCCGCACUUCAAAGCACGAAAACACAAAGCAAGGAUCAUUUCGCCGACGCUUCUUGCAGAAUAUGCAUACGUUCUUCGCCCAGGUGGAAUUGUAUACACCGUGACAGAUGUGGAAGAAUUACAUCUCUGGAUGGUCGCUCAUCUUGAGACUUUCCCCGCGUUUGAGAGAAUUCCGGACGAGGAGGCUACAAAGGACCCGGUUACUCCGCACAUAUUAAAUGCGACUGAGGAAGGCAAGAAAGUCGAGCGCAACAAUGGUCGGAAAUGGAUAGCUCUAUUCCGACGGAAAAACCGACCAAUAAGGGAGGAUAGUUAG